AUGGGGAUAAAACUUUUAAGGAAGGCUAAUGCACAAAACAUGCCCACCAGCAGGCCGGGCAGGCCGCGGCCACCACACGCGCCUCGGCCGCCCCUCUCGGGCCGGUGGCCCCGCCGGCGCUGCCGCCCCCGGGCCGCCCAGCGGAGAGGCCGCCCCCGCGCCCCGCCCGCGCUCCCGGAGCGGCGGCUCCCAGCGCCACCCCGCCGGCCGCUCCUCUCAGCCGCUCCCGAGCCAGACGCCUGUCCCUGUUUUCUCUUCCCGCUUUUGAAGAGAAGCUGCCGAGUCAGCGUACGCUGCGGUGAAGUUCUACAAGAUGCAGCCCUCAGGAACCGGUUGACCGGUGGGUCUGUGACCUCGCGGGAAGCCCAGGCUGCUGCACAGAGCUCGUUGGGAGCGGGAGCUGCGGAGGUGGGGGGCCUCGACGAGCCAGAGCUGCGGCAGACGGAGGGGGCGCGCGCGCUGCCCGGGGGCCGCGUCAGGCGGAGCCGAAGAGACCUGUUGCGGCAACAAGCGGGAGCCGCACUUUCCCUGGGGAGCCAGCGUGGCCUUCUCCGCGCCGUGAAGAAAAUCCUGCGUGGUCGAUUCCGCUCGCCGCUCGGGAGAUGCCGCGUCUGGGGCCGUGGACUGGGGAAGAACGUUUGCGAGUUGGAGGGCGCUACAAGAUAUUCCGCGGGGAAGCCGGAGAAGAGGCAAAUUGGCUGCCAGUGGAGUUGCGUUCCGUGCAGUCUUCGGUUUGGGACGUUCAGCUUGUCCUUCCAGAGAAGGAGCAGUCAUUGUGGUUUCCCCGCGGCUGCCUGGUGUUUGGGAGCUCGGAGCGGGCAUUUUUUUUCCCCCAAGGAGAGGCUGUGCUUGAAACAGAACUUGCUUAAAGAAGACAGACGAGGCGGUGUAAAUGGACGGCAUGUUUUCCUGUGGUUCAAUCCCCGUUCUGUUCCGUGGAGCCUUCAGUUUAGGAUGUUCAGAGAAGUGCAAGUCCGUGUGCAUAAGACAGACAAAAACCCCAGCCAGCCUAGUCAAGUUCUGAGCGUGCGUCUGUCAGGCGGCUGCUUUACGUUGAGGAGCGCACGGCCGUGCAAUGGUAAGGGCGAAGGGCAAGGCAAGACAGAAGGGUUUUUCCUGCUGCGGGUGACCAGCCGCCCCCCAUUUCCGCGUGAAGCAGAGGAGCGCGGUUCGUUGUCGCCUUUUAAACGCGGCGGCGGCGGCGGCAAGCCGCGCGGCCGAAGGGAGCGGGGGGGGGGGUCCCGGCAGGGCGGCGAGCCGGCGGGUGAGGAUGCAGAGCGGGCCAAUCAGAUGGCGCGGGAGGGCUGGAGGGCUGGAGGAACGGAGCGCUGGUUGGCUGCCUAGGCACGUCAGUUGCCAUUCUGUCUGCCUAUCAGAUUGCCGGAGGGGCGGGCGUUGACGACUCCGUACUGCGCAUGCCCCAAAGAGCGAGCGCCGAUAGGCGGAGAGAUGUUGAUUGGCGUGCCACCAGCAGCCAAUGAUGUUGCCGAAGAGGCGGGCGUUGCGGUGUCCCUACUGCGCAUGCCCCACUGGCGAGCGCUGAUAGGCGGCGAGAGAGGUGAUUGACGUGUCCCGGGGAGCCAACCGGGUUGAAGAAAAGGGGCGGGUGCAGCGGUCUCCCUAGUGCGCAUGCCCAAUCCGCGAGCGCUGAUAGGCGGCGAGAGAGGUGAUUGACGUGUCCCCGGGAGCCAACCGGGAUGCGGCAAGGGGCGGGAGCUGCAGUCUCCCUAGUGCGCAUGCCCAAAGCGCAAGCGCUGAUAGGUCCGCGGUGUCUCGGUGCCGGGGCCGGGGGGGGGAGACCGGGAGCGAACGGGAACGGGGGUCGGGGCGGCUGCGGAGCGCUCGCUGCGGCCGGCGCCCGGGCAUCGGGAGGCGGGCGGCUCAGGGCCGCCCUUCGUGAGGUUCCCCGGAGGCGGCAGGAGGGCGGAGGGGAAGGAGGCGACAGCCGGGGACCUCCCGCCGCGGGCGUCUCCGGGGCGCGGCGGCUGUCGGUGCCCGCGGAGCCCGGCGGGACGGCGGGGGAGCGCGAGGGGAACGGAGCGGCGAAAGAGGCGGCAGUGGAUCCGUCUGGCAGUCGGUGGCCCGCGGUUGCUCGGCAACAGCAGAAGCGGAUUGAAGGGACCGGCCGCUGGAGGAUGCCGAAGCCUCCCGGGUCAGCGAUGGGAGCAGCUUUGCGUAAAGCGAGGGGUACGUGAAGCCGGGCAUGCGGUGCCGACCGCCCAGCAGGUAAGGGAAGCUAAAGCUUUACCUCCAGGGACUUCUGCCCAGAAAGCUGAAGAAAUUGCUCUCGCGUGAGCUUUAGAGUUAGGCAAAGAGAAGAAGAUUAAUAGCUGCACUGAUUCUAAGCAGGUUUCUUGAACGGUGCACGCCCUUGAAGGCAUUUGAAAAGAAUAAAGUGUAUUAACGGCACAAGGGAGGCAGAUUAAACGUGAUGCUCCAGUUGCUGGAAGCUGUGCUGUUGCUAGAAGAGUUGCCGCCAUGCGUUGCAACGGGCCUCAGAAGGGAAACGCUGAUCAGGAAACUGGAAAUAAAUUGGCAGGUGCCGCUGUAAAACCAGCCACCGAAAGGACAGAGAUGGGGGCUUUCAGCCCCAAAAUGCCUGAACAAUCAUUGGUGGGGUGUUUAGUGGUACUGUGGGGAGGAGAAAUUUCUCCCUGUCCGUUGCAGAGAAAACAGAACAAUCCCACAUCAAAGCUGUCCUAGAGAAGUACUUGCUGUUUGUCAUUCCGGUUCUAGAGCAGCCCGAUGUGCUGUUAAAGGUUGUGGUGGUGCGGGUCAGGGAUUCCCAGGCUGUGCCGAGACCGCAGGACGGCUGCUGGUGGAACAAAGUCAAGGACAACUUCUCAGAGACUUAUUUAUUACUGUUGUGAGAGUCCGAGAGAAAAUGAGGAGUGUCUGUGACUUACAACUGUCGUUGUUGAUCUACAGUGUUUUAGAGACGGAUUCUUGCAGGAUCUAUUUCUGGUUCGUCCUUCACUCCUCCCCAGACCGCAGCGCUGGUCCGAGUUCCCCAGCACACGUGUGUGUGUCCAGCCGGGUACGCUGGGGGAGCGCGUCAGGGCGGGCAGACGGCUGAAUGGACGCGCUGUCAGCGACUGCGGAACGAGCUGGGGCUGCUUUGACCGUGUCCAGCCUUGUGCGUGUGGUUUGUUUUCACUUGCAGGCUGAAACAGCAGUUUCCUUAAUUAAAAACACCCCAACAUGUCCCCCGGCCCCCAACAAAAAUAAUGCCAAAAAUGCCACUGAAAGAAACACAGGGAGUUUUUAAAAAAUUUCCUUUAGCUUUCUCCCCCCUCCACCCCUACCCUGCUGCGUUCAGUGCAGUGAAUGACCGUGAGGAGAUGGCUGUGGAUCUGGCUGUUGAAGGGUGUGUGAAGGAGAAGGAGGUGUGUGUAGAGCAGGAUUGGUGGUGGAGGUGAGUGCAGCUGGUUCGGGUGUGGGGCUGUAAAUUCUUUUUGGAGGCUUCCUAGUUUCUGGUGUCACCUGCGGGGUGAAGUGUGACUGUGCAGGUUUGAAAGGUGCAACGUGCAGAGCUCCCUCAUUUGCCACCAGAUCUCCCAAUCACAGAGACAGCGUCGCUGUGCAGCUGCUAAGGACAGCGCGUCUCGUGCAGAACAGCAUCCUUUGUGCUCCGUGUGCGUGUUCCUCCUUUGAAAUGAAGUUGGGCCGCCCGGUGUUCCACGUUACGUGUGGUACCUGCUGGGCUGAGUCUCCUCCCCGCGCUCCGGUCGGUUCCGUCGCGCUGCCGCAGCCCCGGCAGCACCGCGGCGUUCGCUGGACGCGUUGUUGGCGGAGCCGGCACCGACAAUCUUGACACGUCGAGGCGCUGCGGUGGGUUUGCCUGGAAAUUCCAAGGUCCUGGUGUUUUAUUACUUGAACUACUUACUUACUGUAAGACGUUUAGAAUUAAAACUUAAAUAAGAGCAA
This is a messenger RNA of Columba livia (rock pigeon), 3927 nucleotides long. RefSeq lists its product as uncharacterized. Lineage: Eukaryota; Metazoa; Chordata; Aves; Columbiformes; Columbidae. The record is from RefSeq and is a predicted model, not a curated record. The transcript has 10 exons. Bases 1 to 1344 code for a protein of 447 amino acids.